Pyrgilauda ruficollis (rufous-necked snowfinch) is the source of this 652-nucleotide messenger RNA. Its product is annotated as protein YIF1B-like. The annotation marks the transcript as partial. The transcript has 3 exons. Gene Ontology annotation, biological process: endoplasmic reticulum to Golgi vesicle-mediated transport. Gene Ontology annotation, cellular component: endoplasmic reticulum membrane. The record is from RefSeq and is a predicted model, not a curated record. Lineage: Eukaryota; Metazoa; Chordata; Aves; Passeriformes; Passeridae.
UCUACCGGAGCCCGUGGCUGUCUCGCGGCUCCAGCAGCGUUGGGGACACCUCUGGGGACAUUCCGGGGACACUGAGAGCAGUCACGAGCUUGCUGGAACCCCGUUGCCAUGCCAACAGCCAGAACGCCGCGGCCGCCAUCUUUAAACUGUUGGCGCAGCCCCCAUCUUAACUCCGGGCACAACUUCCGCCCUCUCCACCAAUCAUAACCUCCCGCUUCCCCCACGUGACUCCCGGUGCCGCCGAACCCGGAAGCGCCGCCGCCAUGGAUCCCGCCGCUCCCCCCCCGAAACGGCGCGGGCCCGCUCGGCUGGCCGAUCCGCGGCCGCUGUUCGAGGACACGAGCGCCGGCGGGGCCUCGCCGGGCCGCGGGUUCGGGGCUCCGCCGCCGCCCUCGGCCUCGCCGGGCGCCGCGGGCUCGGCGGCGGCGGGCGCGUUCGGGCAGCCCGCGGCCUUCCUGGCCGAGCCCGUCAGCUCGCUGGCCGCGGCCUACGGGAGCAGCCUGGCCUCGCACGUGGAGGGGAACCUGGGCCGCUGGCUGCCCGUGGGCCGCCUCAAGUACUACUUUGCGGUGGACACGCUGUACGUGGGCAGGAAACUGCGGCUGCUCGUCUUCCCCUUCGGCCACCCGGUACCGGCACUGGGGCACUGGGG